AUGCUGUUACUUAGAGAUAGCCUCAGAGGGAGAGCAGAAACAGCCAUAAAAGGCAUACAAUUGAUCCCACAAAAUUAUAUGUGGAUGAUUAAUGCUUUGAAAAAGAAAUACGGUAAUAAACCGACUAACAGAGCAAAAAUAGUGCAAAAAUUAAUUAAUUUGCCAGCAGUAAAGAAUGAUGCUGAUAGCUGUAUGGACACGUUCGACAAAAUUCGAAUGCUCAUGAAUCAAAUGGUCUCUGCAGGCCAAAAUAUACCACAAAUGCAAGAUGCGAUGUGGACAGAGAAAAUAUUGGAGAAAUUUCCUUACACUAUAGUGAAAAACGUUCUUGUUACAAUUCAAGAUCAAGAUGAAGUGAAAAUAGAAGAUGUAAUGGAUCAUCUUGAGAAGGAGAUUAAUGCAAAAAAGUUUGUAGACGCACGUUUAAAAGGUCGUGUAAAAUUUGAAAACCAUCCGAACCGAAGACAAUACGGUGUGGAUGUUACAGAACCCCCAAAAUUUGGAAAAAUUUGUCGUUUUUGUGACAACUCAAAUCAUAUAUCAGCGAACUGCCGAACAAUCACUGAUAUUAAAUCAAGGCGAAAUAUGGUGAAAGAAGCCAGACAAUGCUGGAAAUGUUUCUCAGAAGAACACAGCAGUUAUGACUGUCAGAAACCAAAUUGUCCUAAAUGUGGCAAAAUGCACGAUGUAAGCCUUUGCAUUUCCACUUCAAAUGAUGGUAACAGGACAAGAUAUAGCGCUGGUGACCGAUCGCGCAAUCAAAGCUCCUCCAAUACCGUACCAGUUCCAAGAAAUAACACUACUACUCGGAAUCAAUACGGCAUCAGGACUACUUGCUCUUUUCUUUUGUCAAUGUACACGGAACCUUCGGCUGAGUGGUUAGUACUGUGA
Messenger RNA from Necator americanus (New World hookworm), 891 nucleotides. RefSeq lists its product as uncharacterized. Gene Ontology annotation, molecular function: nucleic acid binding; zinc ion binding. The record is from RefSeq and is a predicted model, not a curated record. The transcript has a single exon. NCBI's taxonomy places the organism in Eukaryota, Metazoa, Nematoda, Chromadorea, Rhabditida, Ancylostomatidae. The coding region runs from base 1 to 891 and encodes 296 amino acids.